Linum trigynum is the source of this 315-nucleotide messenger RNA. Lineage: Eukaryota; Viridiplantae; Streptophyta; Magnoliopsida; Malpighiales; Linaceae. The record is from the annotation of a GenBank genome assembly.
AUGUGUGAUCGGUUAUUUGAGCUCUUGAUUCUGUGGGAUUGUGGAGAAAGUUUGUUCUUUUGUGGUGCUCGUUUCAGGUCGAGGGAGAUGGAGUCGAACAAUGGAGCCUAUAUGCAGCCACAAGAUUUGAGGACAAAUCUUUUUGAAGAGGGAGGGAAUGAUGCAACCCUGGCUACCUCACAAGAUGUCCCUCGAGUUCGAAGAUCAUACAACGAUCGUGGUCCGAAGAUGAAGGCUUUAGAAGCUCGAGAAGGCAAAGAGAAGAGUCCAAGUGACCAAGAGGUGCUCGACGCAGGAGUUGGACUUGUCCAAUAG